Molecule: messenger RNA, 2493 nt
Organism: Solanum tuberosum (potato)
Lineage: Eukaryota; Viridiplantae; Streptophyta; Magnoliopsida; Solanales; Solanaceae
Exons: 6
Coding region: 79-1296 (405 amino acids)
Molecular function (GO): GTP binding; GTPase activity
Source: RefSeq, a predicted model, not a curated record
UACCAUAUUAAAGCUCAACAAAUUCCUCUCUUCUACAGAGCAUUGCAUUGCAUCUACUGUAGUGAAGGAAGGAAGGUAAUGGAUCAUCAACAGGAGCAGGAUUCUCCAACAUUUAACAGUAAAUCGCUCGAGAAGAAGCCAGGAAUUCUCAUUCUUGGAUCUCCCAAUGUCGGCAAACGUGCCCUUAUCGCUCGACUACUUUCAGUAGAUUCUGAAGAUUCCUUCGAAUCAUCUUCUAACAUCCUAUCCUAUCCGUGGACAAUCAACACCAAGUAUUAUAAUGCUGAUGUUUCUGUUUGGAUGGCCCAUCUUCAUGAGGACUUUUCCAUUGGAGCUCUGCCAGCAUAUGAUCAGCUUGUUGCAUUGGUGAUGGUCUUUGACGUUACUGAUCUCUCAUCUUUUGUUACACUUAAAGAUUUUGUCUCCCGCACUGACAUCCUUAAGUUUGAGAUUUUGUUAUGCAUUGGCAACAAAGUGGACCUUCUUCCUGGUCAUUCUGCUCAUGUUGAAUACAGACGGCGCCUGUUGAAAAGUGCAGACUCCUCUGGUAGCCCUUAUACAGAAAUGGAUUCUGGAAUUUCUGAAACAGAAGGAAGCAGUCUACUAGGAGAUGAUGAUGAUUCAUUUGAUACUAAAAGGUCCUACUUGGAAUGGUGCCUCGAACACAGCAUAGAAUAUGUUGAAGCCUGUGCAUCAAAUGCUGAAUUUGACAAAUGUCUUUCUGUGGAUGGUGAUUCUCAGGGCGCUGAACGGCUCUUUGGGGCACUUUCAGCUUAUAUGUGGCCUGGAAUGAUCUUGAAGUCUGGUGAUAAGAUUACUGAACCUUCAUUACCUGAACAUCAAGAGUUGUCAGAUGAAGAAUCUGAUUAUGAACUUGAAUAUGAAAUCUUAUCUGCUGGCUCGGCUGAUCCCUGGGAUGACACAGAUAUAGGAUGGGUAUCUGCAGAUGCUCCCGUUGCAACCACUGGAACCGAGGGAUCAGUUCCCAAUGGAAAGAGUGAAAUCGGGUUAAUUAGAGGAGAAAUGCAACCCUCAUCUUCUACAUCUCAAUUGGAAGGAGAAAGUGACAGAAAAGAACUGCCCAGAGCAGAUGCAGCUGAUGGUGAUUCAGAGGAUGAUAAAGGCACAACAUAUGAUUUUGAGAAUUUGGAACAGUUAAUGUCCGAGAUUGGGAAUGUUCGAGACAGCUUAAGGUUAAUGCCAGACUUCCAAAGGAGGGAAAUGGCUGCAAAUUUGGCAAUGAAAAUGGCUGCCAUGUUUGGUGAUAGCAGUGGAGAUGAAGGAGGAUUGGAAUGAUAGGAGAAACCCUUUAAAGUUGACUGAUCACGAAUGCCUCAGUUUCACUUCUUGUAGAGCUGUUCAUAGACUAAAGGAAUCUCAUAAGCACAUUGUGCAUUCAUGUCAAGUGAUAUCGACAAGAUAUUUUAUCAAAGAUAUCUGCUAUAAAAUUUACGGAUCUAAUUGUGUUUAUGAUGCAAACGCAGCAGUAUUUACAAGUCCUAACAGGUGAUUGGAGAUGGUAGAAAUGAUUUUAGAAGCGAUUUUAUGUGAUGCUAGCUAGAGUAAUAUAUUAUGUUAUGAGAAUCAGUUAUUGCUAUAUUUCUUAAACUUCUGGUUAUGUUAAGACUUAUGAGAAUCAGGUGUAUUCUCUUGUUGAUACACCCAACAGCAAACACAGCAGUUCUGGCUUCUGAGGCUGGUGGUACUUUCAAGUCCACUAUUUCUUUCACAUCUGUAGAUGGCUUGGCACAUUUCAAGAAUGGUACUCGCAGAAAGGUUUGGCCUUGAGGGACACGAUCUUCUGAUGCAAGAACCAGGUACUAUGCUGCUUCUUGUCUUAACUUAAGUUUUCCAUGCCCGGUAUUUAUACAAACUCAUGAGUACUUAACAAUUGCUAGAUAGUACACAUUGGAAUUAUCAGACUAAUCAGGUAAACUAGUGUAGUUUGUGUAAAACAUCGAGUGUAGGUAAGUUUUUCCGUGGUCUCUGGUGUUGUGUAGAGGCAAAACAAAAACCAGGAUUAUGAAUAGGAUAUGCGUCACUCAUUUCUAUCUUGCACGUUGCUAUAAAUACGUAAUUUCUGCAACAGUUUUUUUGGUUUGGAAGCUGUGAAACUGCCACUAGUGGAUGAAGGUUUAGAAGUGAUAAGGAAGCCAUGAAAAGAAGCUUUAGUGCAGGUCUUAUUCACCCAGAUAUAGGAGGUCAUAGGGUGGAACUGAUAUAUCUUCACUUUUUCCAUCUUAUCUCCUAACCCCUUUUUACACAUGGAAUGUCUUCUGCUUGUUCUAGUGGUUACUUUGCAAUAUUAGGAGUGUCAAACUACCCGGUAGGGCUGAAUUUGGGCGGGUUAAAAUAGAUAGAGUUAAUGACCUGCCCUAAAGUUACUUCGGCUUGAAAUGAGCUAAACAAUGGGUUAUAGCUCAAUAGCUCAACCCCAUUCAAUUCUUACUGAAUUUUUAUUAAUUUGUUCAAGUAAAAUGGCCACUUUGUGCA